This is a messenger RNA of Amaranthus tricolor (Joseph's coat), 482 nucleotides long. Its product is annotated as DNA-directed RNA polymerase II subunit 4-like. NCBI's taxonomy places the organism in Eukaryota, Viridiplantae, Streptophyta, Magnoliopsida, Caryophyllales, Amaranthaceae. Gene Ontology annotation, biological process: positive regulation of translational initiation; nuclear-transcribed mRNA catabolic process, deadenylation-dependent decay; transcription initiation at RNA polymerase II promoter. Gene Ontology annotation, cellular component: P-body; RNA polymerase II, core complex. The coding region runs from base 17 to 433 and encodes 138 amino acids. The record is from RefSeq and is a predicted model, not a curated record. The transcript has a single exon. Gene Ontology annotation, molecular function: nucleotide binding; translation initiation factor binding.
CCAAGCAAGUGCAACAAUGUCAGGAGAAGAAGAAGAGAACGCAGCAGAGCUUAAAUUGGGUGAAGAUUUCGUUAAAGCAAAAUGUUUAAUGAAUGGAGAAGUUUCCAUGAUUUUAGAGCACAGAUUAGAGCAACUUCAACAGGUUUCUGAAGAUCCUUUGAAUCAGAUGCCUCAAGUUUUCGAAAAAUCUUUGCAGUACGUGAAGCGAUUCAGUCGUUACAAAAAUCCAGAUGCUGUGCGACAAGUUAGAGAAAUUCUUAGCCGACAUCAAUUAGCUGAAUUUGAGCUUGCUGUUCUUGGGAAUAUUUGCCUUGAAACUGUUGAAGAAGCUAUUGCUAUGGUCCCUUCUCUUAAGGAUAAAGGAAGAGAUUUAGAUGAUGAAGCUAUUGAAAAGAUGCUUAAUGAUCUUGCUCUUGUUAAGAAGUUUGAAUAAUUUUUAGGGUUAGGGUUAGGGUUUCUGAUUACCUUUAAUUUGGAUCGAA